AUGUCCGUGGCAAUCGACUUUGUUAGGGCUUGGCCGAAUAACCCUAUCUCAACCACGGACGCUAGGGACCGAACUGUCAAAUGUCGGAACGGGCACCUGGAGAACAUGACGAUCGAUAAGCUUGCCACUGCAGACGGAGUGCUCGUCUGGCCUGGCGUGUAUUCCAAGAAGGCCGACGCAAAUACCAUCAAGCCUGAGGACAUUCAACAAGAAGAGCCCAAGGCAGUCCAGCAGUCUGAAGUCACUCAAGUCUGGUUUAACCUGAUAAUGCUGAUCCGCAGCAGCGGCAACCGGAGGUUGCUGUCGAAGGUUACCGCUGCUGCGGAUCAGCAAGUCCUGACCGAACUCUACGCCAGUCUACAAGAGGUUCGAAACGAUCGGGAUAGCCUUCGAGUGCAGUUGCAUAACACCCGCCAGCUUCUUGCUGUGCAUACCGCAAUGAUGACACCAGAGUAA
Molecule: messenger RNA, 456 nt
Organism: Aspergillus mulundensis
Lineage: Eukaryota; Fungi; Ascomycota; Eurotiomycetes; Eurotiales; Aspergillaceae
Exons: 3
Coding region: 1-456 (151 amino acids)
Source: RefSeq, a predicted model, not a curated record